This is a messenger RNA of Wasmannia auropunctata (little fire ant), 2665 nucleotides long. RefSeq names its product elongation factor 1-alpha (gene EF1a-F2). Gene Ontology annotation, biological process: translational elongation; translation. The transcript is spliced from 5 exons. Bases 141 to 1526 code for a protein of 461 amino acids. Lineage: Eukaryota; Metazoa; Arthropoda; Insecta; Hymenoptera; Formicidae. Gene Ontology annotation, molecular function: GTP binding; translation elongation factor activity; GTPase activity. The record is from RefSeq and is a predicted model, not a curated record.
CCUCGAGAAUGCGAAUCGCGGAAAUUCCCUCCCGGAGCCUCGGUCGCUCCGGACGUUCCGCGCUCGGUUCCAUAUUGCCUGUCGCGAUCGCCAAUUGACUCGAGUAUUAGUAGAAGAAAUCGCCUAAAAACCUAUACAAAAUGGGCAAGGAGAAGAUUCACAUCAACAUCGUCGUCAUCGGACACGUCGACUCCGGCAAGUCGACCACCACCGGCCAUUUGAUCUACAAAUGCGGUGGUAUCGACAAGCGUACCAUUGAGAAGUUCGAGAAAGAAGCCCAAGAGAUGGGCAAAGGUUCCUUCAAAUAUGCCUGGGUACUUGACAAGCUUAAGGCCGAACGUGAGCGCGGUAUCACUAUUGAUAUUGCCCUGUGGAAGUUCGAGACCUCGAAGUACUACGUGACGAUUAUCGACGCUCCCGGGCACAGAGAUUUCAUCAAGAACAUGAUCACCGGUACGUCGCAGGCCGAUUGCGCCGUGCUGAUCGUCGCCGCCGGUACCGGUGAAUUCGAGGCCGGAAUUUCGAAGAACGGACAGACCCGCGAGCACGCCCUCCUCGCCUUCACCCUCGGCGUCAAACAGUUGAUCGUCGGUGUGAACAAAAUGGAUUCUACCGAGCCCCCGUACUCCGAGACCCGGUUCGAGGAAAUCAAGAAGGAAGUCUCGUCCUACAUCAAAAAGAUCGGCUACAACCCGGCCGCUGUUGCAUUCGUGCCGAUCUCCGGCUGGCACGGAGACAACAUGCUGGAGGUGUCCGCCAAGAUGCCCUGGUUCAAGGGAUGGGCCGUGGAGCGUAAGGAAGGCAAGGCCGAAGGUAAAUGCCUUAUCGAAGCUCUGGACGCUAUCCUGCCGCCCACUAGACCGACUGACAAGGCACUCCGUCUUCCCCUUCAGGACGUGUACAAGAUCGGCGGUAUUGGAACAGUACCCGUCGGUCGUGUCGAGACUGGUGUACUGAAGCCCGGUAUGGUCGUUACAUUCGCACCCGCUGGAUUGACCACUGAAGUUAAGUCCGUCGAAAUGCACCACGAAGCUCUGACGGAGGCCGUGCCCGGCGACAACGUUGGUUUCAACGUCAAGAACGUGUCCGUUAAGGAAUUGCGCCGUGGAUACGUCGCCGGAGACUCCAAGAACAACCCGCCCAAGGGUGCCGCUGACUUCACCGCACAGGUCAUCGUGCUCAAUCACCCUGGACAAAUCAGCAACGGAUACACGCCCGUGUUGGAUUGCCAUACUGCCCACAUCGCCUGCAAAUUCGCUGAGAUCAAGGAGAAGUGCGAUCGCCGUACCGGCAAGACCACCGAAGAAAACCCGAAGGCCAUCAAGUCCGGUGACGCCGCCAUCGUCACCCUGGUACCCAGCAAGCCCAUGUGCGUCGAGGCUUUCCAGGAGUUCCCGCCCUUGGGACGUUUCGCCGUUCGUGACAUGCGUCAGACGGUAGCUGUCGGUGUCAUCAAGGCCGUCACCUUUAAGGAUCAGGCCGGCAAAGUCACCAAGGCCGCUGAGAAAGCCCAGAAGAAGAAAUAACUAUUGUAAUAGUUUCCGUGCAUACGCCGAUAGUUUUCGUGCGAAUAUGCCGCCGGGCGGACGACGGCGUACACCAGCCGACGUAACUCAUCCUCCUUUGCACGACUCGCGGGAGACGAAUUUGACAGCAUCGUCUACGACGGAGUUCCACGUGAGGACUUUAUCGCGAGCUACGAUCGGAAAUGAGAGAGCGACGAUCCAAUCGCGAAGAUUGGCUCCUCGUGCGUGCGAGGUCGCGCGGCUGCCGCGCUACCUCGGCACGCGGACGUUUCGCUUGUCGAAAUGGCUCCGACAUUUUUUUCACCGCAAGGAGUUUCGCAGGAAAGAGCACGGGACGUUUUACCCUACUGGCCGAUGUGUAUUUUUCGUCUCGUGGGAGUCGCCCAAGGAGGAAGGGAGCGUACUUCGCGCGAGCUAUCGUAUAAACAACAACGUACACCUACCAACUACUUCAUAACGAACAUCAACAUAAUUUAGCGCGGCUUAAUUAUAUUUUCUAAUUACUAUACGGAAAUAAAAUUCUGUAUAUAUCCGAUAUCUCGAGGAGAAACAUUGUCAUUAUUACUCUUCGUUUCGACACCGUUACUUGAUUGGUGACUUGUCAACAAGUUUUAUCAUCCUUUUGAAGAAAACACCUCAUUUAUCGCUCUCACAUCUACGGUAGAUUAUAACUGAUCUGACCAGAAGAAAAAUAAUAUAUAUCGCGGCGAGACGUCCGUAUCAUUUUUGUCUUCUUGGUAGCUUUUUUAUAUUAAUCGUUCAGACUAAUUAAUUCAGGAGACGUAGAAUAGAGAGGACAACGGUAGUAGGCCUUGACAAAGAUAGAUUUUUCGUUUUUUGGUAUAUGGGACCUGUUGUUUCCUCUAAUUAUCUUUCCAUUUAAUUAUAGGUAAGAUAAAUUCGAAUAUCCUGAAGGGAAGAAAAAAAAAGAACUUUUUCUACGAAAUAUUCCUUUUCUCGACUAACGUCAAACAGAAAGUGGAUACGCAAGAAAAUGACUUUUGCAACAACUCGGUAUCUCUAUCCUUUCCCUCCGCGAUUCUUCUACAAACGACAUUGGUUAACGGUUUUCUGUAUAUAUACAUAUAAAUAUCAGGCGAUGACGAGUAAGAGCGAAAAUAAAGAAGCUGCGGAAACGA